AUGGAAUAUGCUGUCGAUUUGUUCUAUCAGUUUGAAAAACUCAUAUAUUCUAUACCAGACCCUCGCGACGAUGUCGGCCCAGGACGCAUUGGACCAAACGGAAUGCUCCGUCUACUCAACGAUCUUCACUUGGACGCUACUGACCGUCGCGUUCUCAUUCUCGCUUGUAAACUCAAGGCCCAAACACAAUGUGAAUUCAGUUGGGAAGAGUGGCAGCAAGGACUUUCAGCGUUAAGAGUUGAUUCCUUGGACAAACUUCGUGAACGUCUACAGGAGCUGGAUACAGAAUUAUCAGAGCCGGCUGCUUUUCGGGAACUGUAUUCGUUCACUUUCCUUUACGGGAAGUUAAGCAGUCAGCGUAAUCUGGAUCUGGAAACGGCAUUGGCAUAUUGGAAAAUACUAUUUGCUGACAAGUUUCCUCUGCUGUCGCUUUGGGAAGAGUUUUUGAUUGCUGAACAUGGUAAAGCCAUUUCACGUGACACUUGGAAUCUGCUGCUCGAUUUCUGCCUUACGAUUAGACCAGAUCUGACCAAUUACGAUGAGGAUGGAGCAUGGCCGGUACUUAUCGACCAAUUCGUUGAGUAUGCACGUGAAAAGCUUGGCCUACCUCGCGAAACAGCGAACGCUGUCACUUCUUAG
Molecule: messenger RNA, 639 nt
Organism: Haemonchus placei
Lineage: Eukaryota; Metazoa; Nematoda; Chromadorea; Rhabditida; Trichostrongylidae
Source: the annotation of a GenBank genome assembly